Kwoniella botswanensis is the source of this 7149-nucleotide messenger RNA. RefSeq lists its product as uncharacterized. The record is from RefSeq and is a predicted model, not a curated record. The transcript has 7 exons. NCBI's taxonomy places the organism in Eukaryota, Fungi, Basidiomycota, Tremellomycetes, Tremellales, Cryptococcaceae. Bases 1 to 7149 code for a protein of 2382 amino acids.
AUGUUUGCUCCUCAAGGUGUUGACUCCUCUUCCUCAGGCGAAGAAACCACUCCACCUCCUUCGCCCAUUCCUCAGCGGGUCAAACCCAAAUUCUCAUUCCGAUCUUUAUUCUCACCCACCUCAGGCGGUAGUAGCAGGACCCAACAUUCUCGUACUCUUAGGAAGGGGAAGGUAAGACCGCCUACUAAUGAAGAGGUCAAACAUUCUACUCCUGUAGAAGCUGCGGAAGCUGAUCCGAGAUUACCUACUGACGAAAACGAUUUACUCACACCUGAAAAGAGAGUACGGAUUUAUGCUGGAGAAUUGCAGAGUGGUGAGAGAGCUAGAGGGUUGACUAAUAACCUGGGUGAAGAAGUUAGGGAUUCUUUGACACUUCCUACCAUCAAAAAUCACCAGGCGCUUCUUGAUACCGACAAUGAUAGGAAUGACAAUAACACAGGGAUAUCAGAAGAGGUGUAUAUGAUGUUGAAGAGAUUUACAGAUGAACAAAAAGAGCUCGAACAUGCUGAAAGAGAACAUCAGGAAGAAAUACAAGUAGAGCCACAUACCAGAACGUCUUCCAUACCUAUUUCGAAUUUUAAACCUGUUGAUACCCCUCUGGGAGAAGGCAAAGCCCAAGCCAAAGCUAUACCCAAGCCCAAGCCGAUCAUAACCGAUACCUCCCUUGAGGACAUCGCACAGCUCUCACCAUCCCCCACUCCAUCCCAUGGUGUUACUCGAAGGGGAGAAGCAGAACAGUCCAAACCUACUGAUAUCCUCUUACGAUUGAAAUCUAGCGCUUCGUCUUUAUCAAAGAAGCGAUCUCUGAAAUCGCUCCGAUCCAUCAAACUGAACAAGAAGUCAGUAUCAACUAAGGAGAUACCGCCUAUUCCACCUAUUCCUAUGGAUUGUGAUGAAGAGACGGCUAUGAUCUCCAAAACACCUAUAGCUGAUAAAUUUGCUCGCCCACAAAAUCUCUUGGUUGACCAACUCCAGACAGAACAGCCUCGGACAGCUCCUCCAGCUACCAGCGAGUAUUUCGAAACUAAUCCUCCUCGCGGUAUCGGUACCGCCGAGGAGUACUAUCGAAGUUUCCCGGAUAAUAUACAUUUACCUUAUUGUCCUCAUUGUCAUUCACCUCGUACCGCACCUCCUAUGGCUUACUACCCAUCGACGCCACCAAAUAUUGCCCAGAAUCGAGGAUGGUGUCAGCCACCGGGAUGGGCUAUACACCCAUAUCAUCUGGUCUCACCUCCAUUAAGCUGCCCGCUCAACUACCCUCAUACAUCUGUAAGGCAAGAACAUUCAAUCAGUGAUUCUUACCCACCAGAGAUGAAUCUUUCUGCUGAAGAGAAUCGCCAGACCAGAGGACCUUCUUCGUCUCUGGAUGUCAAGAACGUUGCAGGAAGUGGAAGGAUAUCCGCAGAGCCAGCGUUGAGGUCCGGCCCAAUGAGAGAAGUGAGGAGAUACGAAGGUGAGAAAUGUGAGUCCGUACAAGGUGAGAUUGGUAGAUCAUCACAUCUGAAAAAUGGAGGGGGGACCGAGCAUGAUGCUGCUCAAUCAUCGGAGAACUCUGGUCAUAAUGAGAGAAAAUCCCUGAACGAAGAAGGACGAUUGAUAAGUAACUCCCAAAGUGGAGAUAAGGUCAAGGAUCGCGACAGUUGCCCUGAGGAGAUGACCAAGCUUAAACCCUCUGUUGAACGCGGAAAGCCACGGUCAGCUGAAGGGCAGAUCCGAUCCCAGGAUCAAGGGCUCGGUCAGAAAGACGAGCUGGAACGUAUUGUCAGGCAGUAUAAAGCCGAGUACUCCGAAGCUGUCAAACACUACAAGACAUCGGGAUUGCAACAAAAUGAGAGGGAGCAAGCUAAAGAGAAGGUGAAGAGGGCAGAAGCGAAGUUGAUAGAAGCUACUCAAGCUUUGAGAGAACACGAUUCGACUCAUAAGGAUGAGGGGAAAGACAUAAACGGUUAUAUCGUCGAGGCUGAACAAGGUAGAGAGAAACUUGCUACCAAGAAGGAAGCUAUGGAAAAUGCGAGGCAAUCCCCCAAGGACGAUGAACCACUAGUGCGGAAACACAAUCUUACAAAAGCUGAGACAGAUGCAACAACUUCACCAGAAAAUGAAGGUUUAGGUUUGACUGCUGACCAGCAGAAGAUGGAUGGACACCUAGAGGGUUUGCAAAAGAUGGUAGAAAAGUACCAGGUACGGUACAAGCAAGCCAUGAAGAUCUAUGAAUCGGAAGGACUGAGUGAGGAGGAACGGGAAGCGGCUAAAGAGGAGGUGAAGAAGGCUGACAUGAGAAUGAGAGAAAAUAUGCAAGCGCUUCAAGAAGCGAGAAAUGAGCUGGAAGGUAAAGGACAGACCCGGGAAAUGGAAGUGGAAAGAGAAGGAGAAAAAGGUGAUGGUGAUCAUCCGAUGAUUGACUUUAAGCACCAUGAGAAGUCAGAUGAACAGGUUCUGAAGAGAUUCAAGGAGGAUGUUGAGGUUGAAGAUCGCCAGAAAAGGAGAACUUCUACUGGGGAUGAUGUAAAGGGUAGAUCGAAGAGGGCGUCUGAACGUGGCUACGACCGUAAGAAGGAAGAGCUGGAACUGUUGGUGAAGAAAUAUCAAGCCAGACAUAACGCAGCUAUGAAAGCAUGCAAGGCAGAUGAUCUUACGGAUAAUCAGAAACAAGUUGCUAAGGAAGAAGUUGUCGGAGCCGAGAGAAAGCUGAAAGAAGCUAUGCAAGCUUUGAAUGCAUUUCAAAAUUCACCGCAAAAGCCGGAUGGACAACACGCCAACCAUGCCAAGGGUGAAGAUAGUGCCCGUAAGGCGGAAGAUGGAUCAACGGAGCCUGAUAGUGCUGCCAAGAUGAAAGAUAUCAAGAAUGUAUCCCAAAGUGGAGAGCAGAUUACUAGAACAUCUGAUCAAGAUAAUAACAAGAAGAGGAAAGAUCUGGAAGGACUUGUCCAGAAAUAUCGAAUCCGCCACAAAGAGCUUAUUAAGGCUUAUAAAGCUGAAGGUCUUCCUGAAGAGAAGAAAAAACGAAUCAAAGAGGAUAUCAAGACGAUCGAAGGGAAGCUCAAAGAAUCGAUACAAGCUCUACAAGCUCAUAAGACAAACGAAAAGACGGGUGCCCCGAAGCCAGAUGAUAGCAAGGGUGACACAAAGCCAAAGCCAAUCAAAGUAGAGGAAUCAGGACCAGGGUGUGCCACAGAAAAUGAGAUUGAAGAUGAGGUUAGAGACCUAGAGAAGACUCUCGCAAAGUAUCAGAUAGAGUAUAAACAAUCUAUGGAGUCGUAUAGACAAGGAAGUCUGUGUGAGGAGAAGAAGAAAGAGACCCAUAAGAAUAACAAGGUCAUUAGGCAAGAUACGGAAAUCGAGAUUUCAAACUUCGAAGAAUCGCCUAAACUUAAACCCGAAGUAUCAAGCAGAGCAUCAGCUGCUGAACCAUCAUCGUCUAACAUGUCUCAAGUCUUCCUCGAAGAAGACAAGGUCAAGAUGUUGGAAGAGAUGGUCAAGCAAUACCGGAUCCGGCACAAAGAGGCUGUCAACCAACUUAAAUCUGAGGCCUUGACCGGGGAUCAGAUGGAUCAAGCGAAGGUCAGCGUCAAGAAGAUGGAGGUCAAGUUGAAGGAGAGUUUGCAAGCUCUCAAGAAUAUCGAAGAGGAUACCAAACCCGAUUCAUCCCAGCAAAGGCAGGAGCAGACCGAUAGUGUCAAAGAGAAGAAACAGGAUCAAACUGUAGCGAAAGGGUGUUCGGAUACGCAGUCUAAAUGGUCAAAGACGGCUGAACAAGCGAAUGAUUGUGAUCAUGAGGUCACGGACCUGGAAGGGACUGUUAAGAGGUAUCAAUUACACUACAAAGAUGCCGUGAAAAGACUGGAGGUUGAAGGUAUGACAGAGAUUGAAAAGAAAGAAGCUAAAGAAAAUGCCAUAGUGGCUGAGACGAAACUGAGGAGAGCAAUGCAAGCCUUGAAGGAGCUCAAGAGUAAAGAAGAGGAUUUCUCGACCCCUAAUACCUCUGAAAGUAUGGCGGAGAACGCGAGGCUGGUUGAUGGUAAUGUGUCUGAUGAUUGGCAAGGUAAGACGGAAGAGGCUGGAAGUCAGAAUUCCAAAGAGGUCAUCAGUGCCCAAAACCUCAGAGAAGACAAGAUCGCUCCAAGUUCCGAGCCUAACACCCCUGCAAUGCCGGCAAAGAAGUCGCAGCCAGAUCUGACCUCGCUGGAGGCUGCUGUGAAGAAGUACAAAAUGCAGCACCAAGAAGCGAUCAAAACGUAUAGAACAGCCGAUAUAUCUGAAGAUGAUAAGAAGAAGGCCAAAGAGCAGGUCAAAGUGUCCGAAGUGAAGCUGUCCAGGGCCCUUGAGAGACUUCAAGAAGUCAGUUCUGCAGCCACGGAGGGAGAAGUGCAAGGCAAUUCUACCAGUGAUCAACAAGUAAACGACCAAGGAAAUCUCGUGAAAACAGUUCCACAACGCCCUGAUAUGGAAGUCCAGCUAUCGACAAACAAAAAUGGGAGUGAUGAUGGUUCUCGGCCCCAGAGAGCGGAGAUCGAAGCUCAAAUCAAAAGAUAUCAAGAGCAACAUCUCGAAGCCCUUAGAAUGUACAAGUCCCCUGAGUCGCAGCAAACGAGUAGCGAGAUAGCAAAAGAGCAGAUUAAGAAGAUGGAGGUGAAAUUGAAGCAGGCCAUCAAGGCCUUACACGCCCGCGACCCUCCGCACAAUACUGAGAACACUCUGAGAUCUGAUCAAUCAUGGAAACCGCACAAGCAGAGGACAAAAAGUGUAUCAUCUCCCUUCGAAGAGGAAUCUGAUGUGGAGAAGCUAGAUAAACAGUCGAAAGAGCUCAAAAGCUCAUAUGCGGAAGCUAUCAAAUUGUACAAGAGCAAACGACUGAGUGAGAGUGACAAGAAGAAAGCCAAGGAGAAGGUGAUGUAUCUGGAGCAAGAGAUUAAACAAAGUCAGAAGGAGCUCUCCAAAAUGGCCAAAAAUGGCAGAGCGUUCUCCUCAAAGUCGGAGAAAGGGCUUGAAGAGGGGGAAGCAGUCGAAAAGCAGAUCAAGGCUACUGCAAACUGGGAUAAAGCUCUGAAAGAGUAUGUGACUACGCCCAAUACGACUCAAGCGCAGAGGGAGGAAGCGAGGUUGAAAGCGAAAGCCGCCAAAGUGCAGUAUGAUGAUGCUCAACGAGGGCUUAAAGUAGCACAAGAGAUAACAGGCUCGAAUGAUCCUGAGCUACCUGAGAAAGGGCCUGAUACUCAAGGAAGGAAAGGUGAGACUUCUGAAUAUUCGCCAACGAGAGAAUUUGCACAGACCCAGAAUUUGAAUGAUGUUCCCAGUGCCAUUGCAAGGUCACCGGCUCCGAUGACAUCGAAGCUCAAAGAGCUAGAUGAAGAAGUAAACCGAGAGAGACCUGUCCCCAUUCCAAAGGAUGACGAAGGCGCAACAUCUGGAGGGACACACCAUGCAUGGGCUCCACUCAGACUAUCGAGACAGGGGUCACCAGUACCACCAACUCCUCCAAAGUCACCUACGAGAGCAGCUGUUAUAGAGAUUCAACCAGGUCCCUUUGUGGAAGGGGACAUCACUUGGUCAAAGACGUUGAUUUCACUGGCCAAUUGCAUUGAUUUGGCCAACCGAAUCCUCCAAUCACUGAUAGACUCGCCAUCCCCUCAUCCAAUUACCGAGAUCGUCCAGCAUCUCAUUAUUGGCCUGAUGAUGCAGAAAAAUGUACUAUCAUCACUGAAAGAGGUCGUAGGUGAGCAAAGCGCAGGAAUGAUAGAUGAAUUUGGAGAGCAUGUGGCGAUCAUCAAGUCGUAUGUGGAAGAUCUGAUGAUCAAAAGGGAAGAAGGGACAUUAGAAGAGAAUGGGGUUAAGAGAGCUGAAAAAGUUGUUGAAAAAGGUUCAAAGGUGCUGGAAAAUGUAGCGGUUCAAAGUAUCGUCAAUCACCUAGUGGCUUUCACUGAGUACUUAACGCCGGGAAUGACCGACACACUGAAGGAAAUAGCGAGUGAAUGGAAGAGAGAAGGAUGUGGAAUGAAAGUGAUAAUACACACAGUCCUUGCCAUACGAAAAGAACUAGCCGUCAUUCAAAGAUGCAGGGAACAUCCAAAACAGAUAGAAGAGAAGAAGAGAACUGAGGGUCUGAUAGGUACUUUGGACAAGGUGUUGACAUUAUUUUCUUCCGAUCACUCAAACACAGUGCUAGUAGUAGACCCAGAGUUCAAGACAAAACGAUCAAAUUCGUCUGCCCCAACUGAGCAGCAAAGCGACAUGACGUCGAUCAGGUCUAUGCUGAGAAAGGAGGUGAGGAAGGACAAAGGGAAGAAGAGGGAAGAUUACAUUGACGUCAAAGCUAAAAUCAGGCCAGGACUAGCAGACAAUAUAGAUAAAUCGAUCCAGCCUGGAGAUAUACCUACCACCUCUCCUGAACCCCCCUCAUCGUCUUCUAAGCUAUUUCCAAUCUCAUCAAGUAGCUCGCUAAUGCCUCGAUCACACACUCCUAUAGAGGAACCACCAAGUUCCCUUUCACAUCUGAUGAGUAAGAUCUCAAACAAAUUGCAUCAUUCAAAACCCCCUCGUCCCAAUGAUGGAAAAGAGAAAGAGAAAGACAGGAAAUCUAGACCUAGACCAAUUAUCACUCCUUCACUUCAUCAACUCGUCAGAGACCAGAAGAGCCUCAAACUACCUCAAACCACGCAGACUUUCCUGACUGGCGGAUCGAGCUGGAAGCAUCGCACUAGACCCCGAAGGAUAUCUAGUGCUAGUUUAGCUUCCACUUCAUCAAGCUUCUCAGCUACUGUCCCUUAUACGGCUCCCUUACCCUCACGACACGACCGUCAACGAAAAUCUGCGGGUGAUACAACGGCACCUUCCACCCCAUAUACCUCAGGGAGCGAAUUGAGCCCAGAGGGAUCUAGUCCGUCAAGAUAUUCCCAGACGUCAGUCGAGAGUGGGAGUACGUCAACAGCAAAGUCAGAUCGAUUAGCUGGAGAGUUACUCGCUCAAGCUGAUAGUGGACGGCAAGCUGUCAAACAUGAUUGGAGGAAUGAUCUAGAUUCUGCGAAUAGUAGUAAAAGGGGGGUUGAACCUGAUGAUAGUCAAGUGAAGAGAGCAGAAGAUGUGUUGUAUAAUAAGGUUUUACCUGUUCCAGAUACUUCGAGAGGGGGUAUAAGAAGAGGCGAUUAUAUCUAG